This is a messenger RNA of Daphnia carinata, 2009 nucleotides long. RefSeq lists its product as uncharacterized. The record is from RefSeq and is a predicted model, not a curated record. The coding region runs from base 78 to 1907 and encodes 609 amino acids. The transcript has 3 exons. Lineage: Eukaryota; Metazoa; Arthropoda; Branchiopoda; Diplostraca; Daphniidae.
GCAGAAACUAAUUUGCGCAUUGACGGUUAGCUUUUUUGUAAACAGUUCACAUUUAAAUUUUUAAAUUUUUCGUGGAAAUGGAUUCAAGCGAGGAGAUAAGUGACAAUAUUCUUUCUUACUUAGAAAACUUUAAAGACAGCGAUACUUCAACGAUUGAAGGAGAAAACGUUUCCACAGCAACCGAUAACGACAUUAAUAAUGGGUCUGAAUUGGAUAAUAGUUUCAACCAAUUGACUUCACUGUCUAUCUCUAAAUCGGCGUUUUCAUCUAAAAAACUCGAGUGGGACUCAAGUGCUGAUGUGGGGUGUAUUCCACUUAACACUGGGCAGUUUAAGUCUAAACUAAGCACCCUGGAGAGAAUGGCAUUGAGUACCUCUGCAUCCAAACUUUGUUUAGAUGAAGAUGAACAAAGUCUUGCGCUUAUUGCCAAAAUUGAUCGUGUUUUGGCCAGAAGCCGAAGCAUAGCAAAAGUGCAUCACAAAACUUCAAAAAAACUACAGAAAAUUGCUACCUGGCCAAGUGUUGACAGCAGUUCAAAUGCCUCUACCGAUACUGUAAUACCAAUUGUUCCUCAUUUUCAGAAGGAAAAUAGAGAAAAUGUGCCCAAUGAAUCUCAACAAAGGAAACCCACAAAACCAAAUGUAAAAUUACCUUCAUCUCAGACCAAAGGAGAAGAAUGCCGGACUCCAAAUACUCAGAAUUCCUGUGCUUCUCAAAAGACAAAGCCCCAGUUGCAAAGAUCGAAGAGCACACCACAGUAUGGAGAACGUGCUUCAGAACUUUUUGUAACACGUUCUGUUGCUAGUGAAGAACUGGAUUUGUAUGCAAAUAAUGAUAGACCUGACAGUUCAUUUCCUGCAACCCCAACAAAUAUUGGUAACAGUGAUGUAGAUCCAAUCUCCAGCCAGUGUCGCUGUGUUUCAGCAGAAUUUUCCGAACCAACUACGUGCCCAACCCACACUAGCUUAUCAUCCGAACACAUACGUCGUAUGCGAAGAGAAGCCAUAGGUGAACUGCAAGUCUACAGAAACCUAAAAGAACAUCUAAAGAAUCUUAAAGACUAUGUUUCUCAGCUAGAACAAACCUGGAACUUCUUGGACCAGGGUACAUCAGCCAUUCCUUCGCGAACAAGGGAAAGGGAAUCUGCACGCCGUCCUAGGACGAAAACGCACAAGGCACCUGUUGCCGAAUAUGACGAGUUGUUUUCGUCCUCCAGAAAUUCAUGUUCUCACGUCUCUGAAAGCCAGUCGACGGUGGUAAAUUCAGGCGAAUCAUUCAAGAGUGAUCGAAGCUUCAAAUUGGAAAGACUCAAUCUACACGACAUCGACAGUUCGGAAGAAACCCAGCCCACAAGGAAAAACAAAUCCAAGUGUUGUAAUCAUUGUAGCCUGAAGUCCAAACCUGCACCUAGUGCCCACAAGAAAGCCAAUUAUGAGAAAGGUGUUCAAACGAACGACCAAGAUUCUCAGUCCAUACGUUCGGUUCCAAAUAAUGUUUUAGUCCCGCAAAGGGAACCCAUAGCUUACGAUAUAUCGUUGGAAAGUCAAAAGAAACCCCAGGAAAGGCCUCGAAGUAAGUCAACUCUUCAAGAAGCCUUGAAAGAGAAACGACCCGACUUCCUUCACGACAGUGAGCUUCGACGUAAGGCCAUCCAAGAAAUCAGUCAAAUGCGUCGAAUGGGCAUCUUGGAUUCCAAUUUCACUCCUCAUCUGUUUACCUAUCACGAAGUAAGGAAACGGACCGAAGAACUCUAUCGCCAAUUGCCGGAAUUCAGAGAGCGAAACAGAGGUCACCAGAACAAGGAUACUAUCGUUAGUAAUCGCAUCAAAGCUUCCGUAUUUCAAAAAAAGCUGCAAUCGCGCGUGUUGCAGGGCCAAUUGAAUCUACCUCAUUCGACAUGUUUAUAAUAAAUAUUUUACUGUGUCAAUGUGUAACAUCAUAGUAAUUUUGUGUUGAAAUCCCCUGAGCCAAAAUCCCAGACUAAGAAAUAAACGUUGCUUUUUACAUGA